UGCUCGACCCCGCGAGGCGCGUCCCCGGCCCCUGCCUCGCGAGCCUUGCUGAAAGGAUUUGGCGCCAGGCGGGUCCUUCCUUCCUUGCUUGCUUCCUUCCUUCUCCGCAGCCCCCCAGGAAGGUGAUCCGGGCCAGCCGCCGACGUCCAGGCCGCACUCCGCUAGAGCCCCCGCCGCCCACGGAGAGGCCCCCGCCGCCAUCGCCAUGAGCAGCUCGCCGGUGAACGUGAAGAAGCUGAAGGUGUCGGAGCUCCGCGAGGAGCUGAAGAAGCGGCGCCUCUCCGACAAAGGCCUCAAGGCCGACCUGAUGGAGCGGCUCCAGACGGCGCUGGACCGCGAGGAGGCCGGCGGCGGAGGCCUGGCCGAGCCGGGCAACGGCAACGCCGAGGAGGAGGAGGGCGGCGCGGCGGGCGGCGCCUCGGAGCAACUCCUGGCCCCGGCAGCAGGCGGCGGGCCCGGCCAGGCCGCGGCCUACGACGACGAGGAGGAGGAGGCCGAGUUCGGCGGCUGCGCGGAGGAGGAGGACGACGAGGAGGAGGGCAUGGAGGUGGGCGAGGAGAACGGCGAGCGGGCCGCCGCCCGGGAGGAGGACUUGGAGGAGGAGGACGAGGACGAGAACGGCGACGACCAGGGCUUCCAGGAGGGCGAGGACGAGGAGGACGAGGCCGCCUCAGCCGCCGCGCCGGCCGGCAGCGGGACCGGGGGCGGCAAUGCCAACGGCCACGGGGCCAAGGAGGCUCCCGGCGCCAAGGCAGCCGCGCCCGAGGCCUCCGCGGCUCCGGCGCCUUCGGCCCAGACCGGCGCGAAGCAGGCCUCGUCCGGGGCUCAGUCGCAAUCGCAGCCGGCGGCGCCGCCUCAGCAGCAGCAGGCCCAACAGCCCAAGCCCGGAGGGCCCGCGCCGCGUCCUGGGGAUAAUAAAGAGGCCAAAUCUGAGCAAAAAUCCGGAGAGAAAAAAAGGGGAGUGAAAAGGCCGCGCGAAGACCAUGGACGAGGUUACUUUGAGUAUAUUGAGGAGAAUAAAUACAGCAGGGCCAAAUCUCCGCAGCCACCAGUUGAAGAAGAGGAUGAACACUUUGAUGACACAGUGGUUUGUCUUGAUACUUACAACUGUGAUCUACACUUUAAAAUUUCAAGAGACCGUUUUAGUGCUUCCUCACUGACUAUGGAAAGCUUUGCCUUUCUUUGGGCUGGAGGAAGAGCAUCCUAUGGAGUUUCCAAAGGAAAAGUCUGUUUUGAGAUGAAGGUAACUGAAAAAAUCCCUGUCAAGCAUCUCUAUACAAAAGAUAUUGAUAUACAUGAAGUGAGAGUUGGCUGGUCGCUGGUCUCAAGUGGGAUGUUGCUUGGUGAGGAAGAACUUUCUUAUGGAUACUCCUUGAAAGGAAUAAAAGCAUGCAACUGUGAGAUGGAAGAUUUUGGUGAGAAAUUUGAUGAAAAUGAUGUGAUCGGAUGUUUUGCUAAUUUUGAUGGUGAUGAAGUGGAACUCUCUUACUCAAAGAAUGGACAAGAACUUGGAGUUGCUUUCAAGAUCAGUAAGGAAGUUCUCUCUGGACAGUCUCUUUUCCCACAUGUUCUCUGCCAUAAUUGCGCAGUUGAAUUCAACUUUGGCCAGAAAGAGGAGCCCUACUUCCCCAUACCAGAGGGGUACACUUUUAUCCAAAAUGUGCCCCUCGAUGAUAGAGUUAGAGGACCCAAGGGGCCAGAACACAAGAAAGAGUGUGAAGUAAUAAUGAUGAUUGGCUUACCUGGAGCUGGCAAGACUACAUGGGUCACCAAACAUGCUGCAGAAAAUCCUGGGAAGUACAACAUCCUUGGAACAAAUACUAUCAUGGAUAAAAUGAUGGUUGCAGGUUUUAAGCGGCAGAUGGCAGAUACUGGAAAACUUAACACACUGCUGCAGAGAGCCCCACAGUGUCUUGGCAAGUUCAUUGAAAUUGCAGCUCGUAAGAAACGGAACUUCAUUCUGGAUCAGACAAAUGUGUCUGCAGCUGCGCAGAGGAGAAAAAUGUGCCUGUUUGCAGGCUUCCAGCGCAAAGCAGUUGUUGUUUGCCCAAAAGAUGAAGACUACAAGCAAAGAACACAAAAGAAGGCAGAGGUGGAGGGAAAAGAUCUUCCAGAGCAUGCAGUGCUCAAAAUGAAAGGAAAUUUUACUCUGCCUGAGGUGUCAGAAUGCUUUGAUGAAAUCAACUACGUAGAGUUGCAAAAAGACGAGGCCCAGAAGCUUCUGGAGCAAUACAAGGAAGAAAGCAAGAAAGCCCUCCCUCCAGAAAAAAAGCAAAACACUGGCUCAAAGAAGAGUAAUAAAAAAAGUAAUAAAAACCAGUUUAACAGAGGUGGACAGAGAGGACGUGGUGGAUUUAACAUGCGUGGCAACUUCAGAGGAGGAGUCCCUGGAAAUCGUGGCGGAUACAAUAGAAGAGGUGGCAACAUGCCCCAGCGUGGAGGUGGUGGCAGUGGUGGGGCCAUAGGUUAUCCAUAUCCCCGUGGACCUGUUUUCCCAGCCAGAGGUGGUGGUGGAGGAGGCGGUGGCGGUUAUACAAACAGAGGAAAUUACAGCAGAGGUGGAAUGCCUAACAGAGGGAAUUACAACCAGAACUUCAGAGGAAGGGGAAACAAUCGUGGCUACAAAAACCAAUCUCAGGGCUACAACCAGUGGCAGCAGGGUCAAUUCUGGGAUCAGAAGCCAUGGAGUCAGCAUUAUCACCAAGGAUAUUAUUGAAUUCCCAAAUAAAAUGAACUGAUCCAUAUUUCUUCAAAACCUUCACAAGAAAUCGACUGUUUUCUUUAGUAGGCUAACUUUUUAAACAUUCCACAAGAGGAAGUGCCUGCAGGUUCCUUUUUUAGAAGCUUUGUGGGUUUUGAUUUUUUUUGUACAUUUUUAAUUGCAGUUUUAAAGUGAAUCUUAAGAGAACCUCAGCAUUGUGCACGAUAAGAGAAUGUGUCAGUAUUUCAGGGUUCUACAUUUUAUCUGUAAAAUGUGAUUUUUUUUACCACAACAAAAGUAAAAUGUUGCUUUGUAUCUGGUGUCCUCUUAUUAAAGGUUUUCUUUUCUCUUUUUUUCUCUUCCCCUCCCAAAUUUCUAAGAAACAGUCGUGAGUCAUUAAAACAGAACAGUCAGCAACCAGGCUUUUUUUUAGCCCCCCAUGAAUAUUAAUACUGUGUAAAUAAUGCUCAUUACACUCCAUCUUCCACUCCAUCCUCUCUAUGCAGUUUCUAGGUAUGGAAGAGGGAAAGAAAUCAGAGUAGUCUUUUGGCAAUAAACCGGGGUGUAUUUUUGAUUUUUUUUAAUUUGGCGAAUGGUUUUUGAGGGGGCAAAGCAAACCUAAAGCUAAAUAGUGAAGGUGGAGUGCAUGUAAAACCUGGUUGCAUUUGUCUGUAGAGACUCAACUUGUGAAGGUACACACCAUCAACUUUUUUCCAUUUGUUCUGCAUUUUUGAUUCUGAAAAAGCUGGCUCUGCCCAUUUCUUAUUAAACAAACUUGUUGUAAA
Anolis sagrei ordinatus is the source of this 3486-nucleotide messenger RNA. RefSeq names its product heterogeneous nuclear ribonucleoprotein U (gene HNRNPU). Gene Ontology annotation, molecular function: RNA polymerase II cis-regulatory region sequence-specific DNA binding; promoter-specific chromatin binding; poly(C) RNA binding. The record is from RefSeq and is a predicted model, not a curated record. Gene Ontology annotation, biological process: regulation of chromatin organization; negative regulation of transcription by RNA polymerase II; positive regulation of transcription by RNA polymerase II. Gene Ontology annotation, cellular component: cytoplasmic ribonucleoprotein granule; catalytic step 2 spliceosome; nuclear chromosome. NCBI's taxonomy places the organism in Eukaryota, Metazoa, Chordata, Lepidosauria, Squamata, Anolidae.